Molecule: messenger RNA, 588 nt
Organism: Pezoporus occidentalis (night parrot)
Lineage: Eukaryota; Metazoa; Chordata; Aves; Psittaciformes; Psittacidae
Gene: POLR2J
Product: RNA polymerase II subunit J
Exons: 4
Coding region: 2-355 (117 amino acids)
Biological process (GO): transcription by RNA polymerase II
Cellular component (GO): RNA polymerase II, core complex
Molecular function (GO): protein dimerization activity; DNA binding
Source: RefSeq, a predicted model, not a curated record
CAUGAACGCGCCUCCGGCCUUCGAGUCCUUCCUCCUCUUCGAGGGCGAGAAGAAGAUCUCCAUCAACAAGGACACGAAGGUGCCCAACGCCUGCCUGUUCACCAUCAACAAGGAGGACCACACGCUGGGGAACAUCAUCAAGUCGCAGUUACUGAAGGACCCCCAAGUGUUGUUUGCAGGGUACAAGGUCCCGCACCCGCUGGAACACAAGAUCAUCAUCCGUGUCCAAACCACCCCUGACUACAGCCCACAAGAGGCGUUCACCAAUGCCAUCACAGAUCUGAUCAGCGAGCUCUCCCUCCUGGAGGAGAGGUUCAGGGUUGCCAUUAAAGACAAACAGGAAGGAAUCGAGUAAAAUCACCCUGCUUAGAGCAGGCUCUACUUCCGAGGCAGAACCAUGUGGCUGUUUGUUAGGUGAAUCAUGGAUUCAAACUCCCAUUCAUGGCCAAUAUUUUCCCCCUUAACCCACUCAGGUUUAAGCAGCAGUGGUGUUUUGAGUUUGUUUUUUUGGUGAUAUAUUUUGCCAAGAGGAGAACUGUCAUGUCUGAGCUGAUGGAUAAGGCAUUAAAAUGAUUUCUACUUUCCCAA